This is a messenger RNA of Anopheles aquasalis, 1923 nucleotides long. It is a transcript of the gene Ns4, whose product is annotated as Nucleostemin 4. Gene Ontology annotation, molecular function: GTP binding; GTPase activity. Lineage: Eukaryota; Metazoa; Arthropoda; Insecta; Diptera; Culicidae. The record is from RefSeq and is a predicted model, not a curated record.
CGCAGCCAAGUUCGAAUCACGGAGAAUCACGCCGGAGAACGAGCCAUUUUGUGCAAUUUCGGGGCAUUUCACGGUCAGGAACAAUGCCACAGGGAAGAAGAAAGGUGGCCUUCAGUGGCAAGCAGAAGAAACAACAGCUGCUGGCUAGGAAGCAGGCGAAAUGUAGCACCUCGCACAACUUGAUCCGCAAACUGCGCGAUGAAGAGUCAAGCGAAAUCAGCGAGGACAGCGAUCUGCCCCGCACGUUCGGGGAGAACAUCGAGAAGCUCAACAUGCAACCGCUGAAGGAUCCGCGCAGCAAAAGCAAUCGCUACGUGCUGCAGUUCCAUCGUGAAUCGGCCAAAGAACUGCGGGAGCAGAAAGAGGAAGCCACGAAGACGCUGGUGCGCUGUACCGAGCAGGAAAUGGAGCUGGGCGAUUGCUACUUCCAGGACUAUGACUUCCCGAAGCGACCAAAGUGGAACUACGAGAUGUCGAAGGAACAGCUCGAUGGCAAUGAGAAUCGCUACUUUUUUAAAUACGUUACCCAUCUGGAAAAGACACACUACGACGACAUGAAAUCGUUGAGCUUUUGCGAGCUAAAUCUGGAAACGUGGAGACAACUGUGGCGUGUCCUCGAACUUUCGGACAUAGUGUUGAUCAUUGUUGAUGUUCGAUUUCCUACACUGAUGUUUCCUCCAUCACUUUACCGCUACGUUACCGAAGAUCUUGGUAAGGGCAUGAUACUCGUGAUUAACAAGAUCGAUCUAGUGGAACCGGAGGUGGUACUCGCUUGGAAACGUUACUUCAUGCAAGCGUACCCACAGAUUCAGGUGGUGCUGUUCACCUCCUAUCCAUCGUACAAUCUGCGUGGCAAACAGGAGAGCAAACACGGGCUGAAGAUUCGCCGACGUCGUGGUCGAAUGCGAAUGGCCGCAGAGGGUGCGCAACAAAUCUACGACGUGUGUCGACAGUACGUCGGAAACAGUGUGGAUCUAGGAUCGUGGGAGCAAAAAAUACUCGAAGAACGGAACGCUCCGAUGGAGAUUGACGAUGAGGAUGAUGAGAAGGUGAUCGCUGAGAAUACGCACGAAGAGGAGAAGGAUUUUUCGUUCGAAGAGCAUGUAAAGUUUAAGAACGGAGUGCUGACGAUCGGCUGUGUAGGGUACCCGAAUGUGGGCAAAUCGUCUCUGCUGAACGCCGUCAUGGGCAGGAAGGUCGUCAGCGUUAGUCGAACGCCAGGACACACGAAGCACUUCCAGACGAUCUUUCUCACCAGCACGGUUCGUCUGUGCGAUUGCCCUGGUUUAGUGUUUCCUUCCGCGACCCCACGUCGACUGCAAGUGCUUAUGGGCAGCUACCCGAUCGCGCAGCUUCGCGAACCUUACGCCUCCAUUCGUUUUCUGGCCGAACGCAUCGAUCUGCCUCAGCUUCUCUCACUGAAGCAUCCCGAGAAUGAUGAGCAAUCCGAAUGGUCAGCGAUCGACAUCUGCGAUGCCUGGGCGCUCAAACGAGGAUUUUUAACUGCAAAAACAUCGCGACCGGAUACCUAUCGGGCGGCCAACAGUAUUCUACGGAUGGCGUUGGAUGGUAAGAUAACGCUCUCACUAAAACCGCACGGUUUCCACCAGCAGCGGGAAGCACUUGCGGUGGAUCCGGACUUGGCCAGAGUGAAGGAGAUACAAGCGAUCGUUGAAAGUGAGGGCAAAGAAGAUGACGAUGAUUGCCUUUCCGACACGGAUACUGAAGAUUUGGGUGGAGCGAACGAUGGUGACAAUGAAGAGGACGAAGAUCCGAACUCAACUCUUUCGCCACCGGCCAGUUCGAGCAACUCGAAUCCAUUUCUGUUGCUCGGUAGUCCCGAGUAAAUAUAUCCAGCGUCUUGACUCCCUUUCGUCUGUAUUUUAUCUAAUUUGAUGCUUAAAUAAAUGUUUCAUCGUUAAA